AUGGAGCAGAAGAAACAAUUUCCAGUUCCCGGGGAGACAUCCUUGAUAGAUCAUCAUGCAUCGUGCGACAAUACCUACGAGAGCAAUGGUAGUGUGCGGCUUGUCCCACAACCAACUGCAGACCCCUUGGAUCCUUUAACGUGGUCAAAUUCUCGCAAAUACGUCGCUAUGUUGAUCAUCUCCUUCUGGACAAUGGUGUUAGGGGCUGCUACGUUGAGUGGGGGCGUCCAGUACUCCGCAAUCAUGGCCGAAUUCGAGAUUGAUGUUGGAUACCUGAAUGUUUCUGCUGCGCUCGCACUUCUGCUGUGUGGAGUCAGUAACUUGUUCUUCAGUCCGAUGGCGUUAAAAUAUGGCCGUCGACCCGUCUAUUUGUUGUCCGCAUUUCUCACUUGUUUCGCCCAAGUACUGAUAGCUUGGGCGGUAAACAAAGAAAUGUUGACUGCUGGUCGGUGUCUGGUGGGUUUAGCAGCUGGACCGUUCGAGCAAUUGCCCGCCGUGUCCGUUGCAGAUAUGUUCUUCGUGCACGAACGUGGAUUUGGCCUCUCGUUCUACGUUUUCUCAAUAUCCUUCGGAUCAUUCCUUGGGCCUAUGGUGGCCGGGAUCGUCACCAAUAAUCUCGGAUGGCGAUGGGUGAACAAUAUUCUCAUCAUACUAGCGGCAAUCUCCUUUGUGAUGAUCUUGGUGGGUCUGGAAGAAUCAUCCUUCCAUCGUUACAGUAUCAUAGAGGACUCCUCGGUUGCGGUGGGGCAGAACAGUGAUAUCAGUCAUACUCUGGCGGCCUGCGACGACGAUGGCGAGUCGGCACGACGAAGGAUGGACUCAGUUCGGACUCCAUUCUGGCAAACGAGAAAGCUCAUUACUACCUCGAAGUCUCAACGUACCUUCAUGGCUAUGUUCACGGCGACGAUACGCCUGCUGUUCACACCCAUCAUCAUCUGGUGCGGUAUUGCCUACGGCGCAGCUAUAUCUUGGCUUUCGAUCAUGGCCGUCACCGCGUCAACUGUUUUCAUGAAUUCGACUUAUAAAUUCAAUUCUAUCCAGACUGGUCUGACUAACAUCGCGCCCUUUAUUGGCAGUCUCUUCAUGAUCUAUGUUGGUGGCCAGGCGACCGACAAAUUCCUGGUGUGGAAGGCCAAACGGAAUGGAGGCAUCAUGCAGGCCGAGUCACGACUUUACCCGUGCCUGAUCGCAGCGCCAGUAAUGGCCUCCGGGGUGUUGCUGUAUGGGGUAUGUGCUGCACAUGGCGUGAUAUGGAUUGCUCCUACAAUCGGAAUGGGCCUGAUCGGGGCUGCUAUGCCUCUUUUGGCGCAAGUGACCCUUGGGUACGCCUCAGAGAGUUACCCACUUUUGGCAGGCGAGGCGACGACCGGCAUGAUUUUGAUUCGAAAUGUCAUUGGGUGCGGAAUGACUUUUGCUAUCUCCCCGUGGAUUGAAAGCAGCGGUAUCCAGUGGUGCUUUGUGGAAGUCGCCGUUAUUGCGCUUCUUAUCAACUUGUCUGCCGUCUUGAUUAUUUGGAAAGGAAGUGUGAUUCGACGGAAGACGGCUGCGAUUUACUAUGGAAUUUUGGGUCUCGAAUGUUGA
Penicillium cataractarum is the source of this 1581-nucleotide messenger RNA. RefSeq lists its product as uncharacterized. Gene Ontology annotation, molecular function: transmembrane transporter activity. Lineage: Eukaryota; Fungi; Ascomycota; Eurotiomycetes; Eurotiales; Aspergillaceae. Gene Ontology annotation, biological process: transmembrane transport. The transcript is spliced from 2 exons. The record is from RefSeq and is a predicted model, not a curated record. The coding region runs from base 1 to 1581 and encodes 526 amino acids.